GUUAAAAAACAAAGAGCACCUAGCACCUACCCACCGCCUUUCUCUUAAUUGACCGCUUCUCCCCCUAAUCGGUGCUCCAGGAAAAAGCUUCAAGAUUGAUUCGAAUGUUUGCAAGCGUCAACAUCAAUUUUGUAUUUGCAGUUACAGAGUGUCGACAACUUGGAGAACCCCUCAGCGUGUUUCAGUUGUUGGACUAACGAAGACCCUACCUUUUCUUUGAUCUGUACCCCCUAAACCGUCUUGCAUCUGGACUAACGAAGACCACCAUUGCUGCCUCUACUGCUCGCUAUGGAGAUUCCCACUUCAGCUUCCAUUGAUUCCCUCUCUUCAACAACACAUGCUCAAUGUCGGCUUCCAGCUUCUGACGAAUUGUCUAAGUGGUAUCAACGGGGAGCAGAUAGUGAAGGGCGUCCAAUUAUGGUUGUAGUUGGAGCACAUUUUCUUCUUCGAAUUUUAGUCCUUGAUACAGAAAGCAUUUUGCUCAAUGGAAAUAACAUAGCAAUUCUGGUUCCUGAUGGUUCUCCAGAUCCAGAAUGA
This is a messenger RNA of Lactuca virosa, 537 nucleotides long. NCBI's taxonomy places the organism in Eukaryota, Viridiplantae, Streptophyta, Magnoliopsida, Asterales, Asteraceae. The record is from the annotation of a GenBank genome assembly.